AUGGCCGCGGCGGCGGCGGUGGGUGUGCGCCCGCUUCGCUUCCCCGCGCAGGAAGAGGCGGCGGCGCGCGACGUACAGCGGCUGCUGGUGCAGUUCCAGGAUGAGGGCGGGCAGCUGCUGGGCUCCCCUUUUGAUGUGCCCGUGGACAUCACUCCGGACAAGCUGCAGCUCGUGUGCAACGCGCUGCUGGCCCAGGAGGAUCCCCUGCCACUGGCUUUCUAUGUCCACGAUGCUGAGAUUGUCUCCUCGCUGGAGAGGACGCUGGCGUCACAGGCAGUGGAGACAGAGAAGGUUCUCGACAUCAUCUACCAGCCACAAGCUAUCUUCAGGGUCCGUGCUGUGACCCGCUGCACCAGCUCCUUGGAGGGUCACAGUGAAGCAGUCAUUUCUGUGGCCUUCAGCCCCACAGGAAAGUACCUGGCCAGUGGUUCUGGAGACACCACAGUGCGCUUCUGGGAUCUCAGCACCGAAACACCACAUUUCACGUGCCAGGGGCACAGACACUGGGUACUUAGCAUCUCCUGGUCCCCAGAUGGCAAGAAGCUGGCGUCAGGCUGCAAGAAUGGCCAGAUUCUGCUCUGGGACCCAAGCAUGGGGAAGCAGGUGGGCAGAGCCCUCACAGGCCACAGCAAGUGGAUCACAGGCCUGAGCUGGGAGCCCCUCCACGUGAACCCCGAGUGCCGCUAUGUGGCCAGCAGCUCCAAGGAUGGCAGCGUGCGGGUCUGGGACACAACAGCGGGCCGCUGCGAGCGCAUCCUCACCGGGCACACGCAGUCCGUCACCUGUCUCCUGUGGGGCGGCGACGGGCUUCUCUACAGUGCCUCCCAGGACCGCACUAUCAAAGUUUGGCGGGCUCAUGACGGUGUCCUGUGCCGGACUCUGCAAGGCCAUGGCCACUGGGUAAACACCAUGGCCCUCAGCACUGACUACGGUCAGGGCCCGGAGAGGCUGGUGUCUGGUUCAGACGACUUCACCUUAUUCCUGUGGUCCCCAGCAGAGGACAAGAAGCCCCUCGCACGGAUGACGGGACACCAGGCCCUCAUCAACCAGGUGGUCUUUUCCCCUGACUCCCGUGUCAUUGCCAGCGCCUCCUUCGACAAGUCCAUCAAGCUGUGGGACGGCAGGACCGGCAAAUACCUGGCUUCCCUGCGUGGUCACGUGGCUGCCGUGUACCAGGUCGCCUGGUCAGCUGACAGCCGGCUCCUCGUCAGCGGUAGCAGUGACAGCACCCUGAAGGUGUGGGACGUGAAGGCCCAGAAGCUGGCCACAGACCUGCCAGGCCAUGCAGAUGAGGUGUAUGCGGUUGACUGGAGUCCAGAUGGCCAGAGAGUGGCGAGUGGUGGGAAGGACAAAUGCCUCCGGAUAUGGAGGCGAUGAGAAAUCUCUCAUUUUCUGCGACCCCACCUGGACUUGGCUGCGGCUAGCUGCUCAUCCUGAUGGAGACCAGAGACCAGGGUGGUAACCCUGAGAGUGGCCUGCUGUCCUUGCACAGACCCCAGCAGAGUCCCUCCCCAGAGCAACAGAUGGGAGGUCACAAGACGUUCUUGCUCGGCUCCGUCCUGGCCAUCACUCUGUACCUUGCUGGUGCUGGUGGGGUGGCUGGCACCAGGUGUUACCAGGCCCCUGCUGCUGCCCCUUUCACCUAGGUGUCAGCUCUGUUCUGAUCCUGUACAGAACUGAUCCCUAGGUUCCAUGACCAAAUAAAUAAUUUAUAUUUUG
Molecule: messenger RNA, 1719 nt
Organism: Condylura cristata (star-nosed mole)
Lineage: Eukaryota; Metazoa; Chordata; Mammalia; Eulipotyphla; Talpidae
Gene: NLE1
Product: notchless homolog 1 (Drosophila)
Exons: 12
Coding region: 1-1377 (458 amino acids)
Biological process (GO): Notch signaling pathway; ribosomal large subunit assembly
Cellular component (GO): nucleolus
Molecular function (GO): protein binding
Source: RefSeq, a predicted model, not a curated record